AUGCAGGCGCAAGACUGGGAGGACGACUACGACCUUCCGGUGCAAAAAGAUCUCGGUGACGGAUGGGAUGGGUACGGCGAGCUCGAGGAGUUCGACACCUUGGCGUCGGAGCCACCAGCGCAGGAGGCUCCGGCAGAGGCAGCCACUACGGCGCCAGCCAAGUUAGAGGAGGCCAAAGAAGGAGAGACGCCGGCGGCCCCCAAAGAGGAGCCCAGGAAGCAGCCUAAGCACAUCUUCAUCGCGAGCCAGCCUGGAGUGGGCAAGACGACUCUAGUGCACAAGUUGCUGGAGAAGCUGCGCGAGGAAGAUGGAGAGGGUGGUGUGGAUGUGCGAGGCUUCUACACCGAAGAGGUCAGAGAUCCAGCGAACCCCAAGCAGCGACUGGGCUUCGAUGUCGUGCGUGUAGGCUGCCUAGAGCCUGACGAGCAGACGCGGAGUGUCCUUGCCAGGGAGGGGAAGGCACCACCAACGGUGGGCAAGUACAGCGUUGACGUCGCUGCUUUCGAGGCGUUUGCACUUCCUGCGCUGGAGCCUCCAAAGGAGGAAGAAUUCCAGCUUCCAGAGAAUCCGCGGCUCUUCAAGUUGUCCGAUGGCACGGAGAAGGCCGUUAGCCUUCUCUACGAGCCAACCGACGAGGAGGAAGGUGCCAACAGCCGCAUACGUCUCGAAUUUGGCGAGGUUCUGAAUGUGCCACCUUCCUCGCUUCGUGAGGUCCCAGAAGGGUGGAAGCCUGAAGAUGAGGAGGAAGAGGAGGAACCUGUUCCUCGUCUCUGCGUCGUGGACGAGGUGGGCAAGAUGGGCCUACUGUCCGUUCAAUUCCCCAAGACGCUGGCUCGGGUGUUGGAGGAAGACACCGUGCUUGCGACCGGGGUGCAGAUGGCAAAGGGUCAGCGUGACCCUGAACCUGUCGAAGAGAUCAAAAAGAGCCCUGGCGCGCGUGUUGUGAAGCUGACGCGUGGAAAUCGGGAUGCUGUUGUGGAGCAGACCUACGCAUUCCUGCGCGAAAGUCUUGGACUGGGCCCACCGGGCACCGGAAAGCCCAAGCCCCGAAAAGGCGACAAGAAGAAGCGGAAGGAGGAGGAGCGAAGAGCCAAAGAGCAAGCUGAGCGCGAAGCCCGUGAGCGCGAGGAGAAGGAACGGGAGGAGGCUGCUGAAAAGGAGAAGGCAGCCAGGAAAGAGAGACAACUCGCCAAAGAAAAAGCCCGAGCUGAGCGCCUAGCGAAGGAGAAGGCAGAGAGAGAAGUCGAGGCAGCCAAGGCGCGAGCCGAGCGAAAGAAGCGUGCCGAAGCGAGGCAGAAGGCUGUCGAGGAUGCCAAGAAUGGUCUCGUGCCUUGUGUGGAACAUGAUGAUGAAGAGGACGUGGAGGCUGUGGCUCCGUCCUUGGAUUUGGUGGAGGACAUCGACAUUGUGGAGGAGAAGGCUGCUCCUCCCCGGAAACGGCGGAAAGGGCAGCCGUCGCCCGUGUCUUCCGCGGGCAGCUCCCCGCCGGAGCUUCCGGCUUCACCCGAGGGGUCGCCAUCUCCCACUGAGCCUGUCGAUGGCUUAAAAGUUGGGCAGGCACGGGACAGCUGGCAGAACAUGCUGAACAAGUGCCAGAGCUGCUAG
Messenger RNA from Symbiodinium sp. CCMP2456, 1605 nucleotides. NCBI's taxonomy places the organism in Eukaryota, Dinophyceae, Suessiales, Symbiodiniaceae. The record is from the annotation of a GenBank genome assembly.